Molecule: messenger RNA, 10140 nt
Organism: Haliotis rufescens (red abalone)
Lineage: Eukaryota; Metazoa; Mollusca; Gastropoda; Lepetellida; Haliotidae
Product: mucin-3A-like
Exons: 104
Coding region: 31-9486 (3151 amino acids)
Molecular function (GO): calcium ion binding
Source: RefSeq, a predicted model, not a curated record
GGUGUAGAGACACAUAUCUUUCCUACCAAGAUGCUCACAGGGACGUGCGCUACUGAUGUCCUCAUAACACCCGACUCCAAGACAGGGGAUCAUCAGAUAUGCCUAAACUCAAGGUCGAGUGACCCACCUCGCUGUUUCAAAGUUGAUCCUGACGCAUCCAAACCUUGUGCAGUAACGUCGUGUGGUCAUGGGGUGUGUAUUGUCGAGACAGAUCACACCAGCACGUGUUUGUGUGACGAUGUCCAUUCGGGAGACAGUUGUAACAAAGAGACGCCCUGCAAGUCAUCCCCAUGUCAGAACCAUGGAGCGUGUGAGAACGACGGGAAGAAUCCGAUAUGCCACUGUCCCAUAGGUUACACUGGCGUCAACUGUGAGACAGGCAUACACGUCCCUCUUCAUCAGAAGCCUACAUUUACCGGUCCAAGCAUGGAAAAUGGCGGAGUUUUCAACUGUGUAAAGGAUCAGACCUGCACAAUUCCACUCUCCAUUUCAAAAGGACAAGGACCAGCUCCAGUGAUUAAGGUUGGCCCUCACAGUAAUGGACUAACCGUCAAGUCGCCAGAUCCCCCAACAAAGGAUACGGACACGCCAGGACGUCAAGACCUAUACACGAGUCAGAUGCACAUUACACCAACCGAGGCUGGCGAGAAAAAAGUGUGUGUCAAAACUGGAAGCGAUACUACGGAUGUCGAUAGCGCAAAUGCCGAUACAGUCUGCUACCAUCUUCACGUUACUGACACUGGAACAGCAACACCAGUGUCAAAGGAUAGUUUCCAUGACCCGACCCCUGUUUCCGGGAGCACCAUCCGAUGUUCACAAGGGAAGGACUGUCACAUGAUAGUACAUACACUUCCUGAUAAUGGCGGUCAAUGCCCGCAAGUCACUACAGAUACAAGCACUGCAAAUAUCUUCCCUACAAGAAAGGAUACAACUUGGACCGACUGUAUCACAGAUGUAUCAGUACCUGCUGCGAUUGCUCAGCAUCCAUCGACAGUCUGUCUCAAAGCUAGGCAAGGAGAACAACCAAGAUGCUAUUCCACCAAACCAACACCACCAACAGAUGUCUGUUUGGCCAAAGGCUGCAAUAAACUUCAUGGUGCAUGUAUCCUGGAGAAAGACGACACAGCAAGCUGUCUGUGUGACAGUCCCUUCAAGGAACCUACGUGUGAUCCCUGUCAAAACCAUGGUAUUAGUGAGGGAGGGACGUGUCAUUGUCCGACGGGAUUUACGGGGCUGCACUGCGAAACAGCCGUAUCCAACCCAUCAAAGCCACAGUUUACCGGGCCGAACCCAAUGAAUGGAGCUACCGUGGAAUGUGAACUGGGGCAGACUUGUCAUAUACCUGUAUACGUUAGGCCAGAAACCCCAGGAUCCACCCCAUCACUGAGUCCAGGUCCUACCACUCUAUCUUCAACAUCGACAAUAUCCAAGCCACUAGGGCCCGACCCAGGCUUACCAAAUACUGGCAUACAGAAAGGGGAGGUGCAAAUCACCCCGAUUAAUCCAGGCAUCCACGACGUCUGUGUAAAGACCAGUGCUGGGGGGAAAUCAGAUACGAUAUGUGUAAAAGUACAUGUGAAACCGACCACAGGCACACCAACUGUUCCAAACAAGGAUCCGUUCAUGUCGCCCACGAUGCCUGAGAACAGCGUCCUCCAGUGUGAUCAACUCAAAGACUGCCACGUUCUGGUGUACACAAAACCUAAGGGCGGUACUUGUCCCACAGUGACCAAAGCAGCAACCACUAAACCAGACACUCACGUGUUCCCGACAACCAAGGAUGUGCCGUCAGCUCCAACCACAUGUGUAACCGACAUCUCCAUCACCCCUGAUCCGUCCCACCCAGGUCCUGUGUGUAUAACCGCAGCAGACAGCUCUACUAGUAAAACACGUUGUUUUCAAAUACACGUGAAUACGGGACCAGAUCCAUGUUCUUCACCUGGUCGAAACUGUAACAACGGCGCCUGUACGCGAACUGACACUGUCAGUCGUUGUGUUUGUGAUGUUGGCUACACACCUCUUGAUGACUGUCAUGACAAAAUCAGUACGUGCAGCAACGGAGGUCAAGCAGAUUCAGGGGGCAUCUGUCAUUGUCCGUUGGGAUAUUCGGGCGUCACGUGCGGAUCAAAAUCCACAGGCAACACAAACACAGAGCCAACAUUUGCCGAAAACAACAUUAAGAAUGGUGGAACGAUAGAGUGUGAAACAGGAAAAGACUGCACCUUUCCUGUACACACACAGGCUCCUUCUAGCAACCCAAAUGUAGCUCCCACUGUAGACGUUGGUCCUACCUCUGGCAAUGUUAACGUGCAAGUUGACCCCUCUCACCUGCUCUCCAACACCGAUGUGCCUGGUCUUUAUGAAGCAUUGGCUACCAUUAAAGCCCCGACACAAGGGACAAAGAAAGUGUGCCUUAAACUAACCUCGUCAGUGGACGGUAGUGUAUGUUACAAUGUUGAAGUUAAAAACAAACCCUCCACGGCUCCACCCACUGGGGUGACGUUCACGAAAUCUACACCUCCAGAUGGAAGUAAACUUGUAUGCGACAGGACUGAAUGUCAUAUACUUAUUCAUACAAAACCAAUGACAACUACAAUGUGCGAUCAUGUCACUACAACUACCAGCAGUACAGUGGUUUUCCAGACAAAAAAAGAUGGUUCCGAUUGUGUGACUGAUUUGGCGUAUACUCCCGGUCCGUCUGGAAGCAAACAGAUAUGUGUCGAUGCCGGGACACCUGGGGAGCAUAGAUGCUUCGAGGUAACUAAGGCUCCACUGACAGAUCCGUGUGCGAGUGAAACCUGCAAUAACCAUGGCUCAUGUUUGAAACAACCCACGACAGCAGAGUGUGUAUGUGAGACUGGUUUUACGGGCCCAAAGUGUCAAAACCCAACGACUAGUCCUUGCAGUUAUGGAGGGAAACUUGAAACAACAACAAGCACCUGCAAUUGUCCCCUCGGAUACUCUGGCAUAACCUGUGAUAUAGGCCCAACACAUAACACGGGAACCACUCCAAAAUAUGCAGGCAACAAUGUGGAAAAUGGAGGCACAAUAAAGUGUGUAAAAGGCACACCGUGUGUCUUUCCAGUGCAUACACGAGCCCCUGAUGGAAGUCAUGUGGCACCAACACUUACAGCAGGACCAACCUCUGGUAAUGUGGCUGUGACGGUGGAUCCGAAUCCCAAAUUGGAAACUACAACGGGUGUGCCUGGUCUGUACUCGACGCCAGUUACUCUGACUGCUCCAGACAAAGGACCAAAGAGAGUUUGCUUUAAGUUAACAUCUGCAACAGCUGACUCAGUGUGUUACAACGUAGAUGUCACUGACGGCGGAGUUACAGCUCCAAUUCCUACAGGAUCGGUUUUCACUGUCCCUACACUACCUGAUGGGAGCUCAAUAACAUGUGAAAGUGAAUGUCACGUCCUGGUUCACAGUACAUUGGAUCCAUCUUCCAGAGACUGUAAACAAGUCACACCUACAUCGACUACGGGAACGGCGUUUAAAACAACUCAAGACGGUAGCGACUGUGUCACCGAUGUCCUUUACAAACCAGAGAGUACAAACAAGAAAUUGUGCAUUGAUGCAGGGCCUUCAGGUGAACACAGAUGCUAUGAUGUGAAAAAGUCUCCAUCUACAGAUCCGUGUGCGACUGAAACCUGCAAUAACCAUGGCUCAUGUUUGAAACAACCCACGACAGCAGAGUGCGUAUGUGAGACUGGUUUCACGGGCUCAAAGUGUCAAAACCUAGCAACGACUAUUCCUUGCACUAAUGGUGGGAAACUUGAAACAACAACAAGCACCUGCAAUUGUCCCCUAGGAUACUCUGGCACUACCUGUGAUAUAGGCCCAACACAUAACACGGGAACCACUCCAAAAUAUGCAGGCAACAAUGUGGAAAAUGGAGGCACAAUAAAGUGUGUGAAGGGCACACCUUGUGUCUUUCCAGUGCAUACACAAGUCCCUGAUGGAAGUCAUGUGGCACCAACACUUAAGGCAGGGCCAACCUCUGGUAAUGUGGCUGUGACGGUGGAUCCGAAUCCCAAAUUGGAAACUACACCGGGUGUGCCUGGUCUGUACUCGACGCCAGUUACUCUGACUGCUCCAGACAAAGGACCAAAGAGAGUUUGCUUUAAGCUAACAUCUGCAACAGCUGACUCAGUGUGUUACAACGUAGAUGUCACUGACGGCGGAGUUACAGCUCCAGUUCCUACAGGAUCGGUUUUCACUGUCCCUACACUACCUGAUGGGAGCUCAUUAACAUGUGAAAGUGAAUGUCACGUCCUGGUUCACAGUACAUUGGAUCCAUCUUCCAGAGACUGUAAACAAGUCACACCAACAUCGACUACGGGGACGGCGUUUAAAACAACUCAAGACGGUAGCGACUGUGUCACCGAUGUCCUUUACAAACCAGAUAGUACAAACAAGAAAUUGUGCAUUGAUGCAGGGCCUUCAGGUGAACACAGAUGCUAUGAUGUGAAAAAGUCUCCAUCUACAGAUCCUUGUGCGACUGAAACCUGCAAUAACCAUGGCUCAUGUUUGAAAGAACCCACGACAGCAGAGUGCGUAUGUGAGACUGGUUUCACGGGCCCAAAGUGUCAAACCCCAACGACUAGUCCUUGCACUAAUGGAGGGAAACUUGAAACAACAACAAGCACCUGCAAUUGUCCCCUAGGAUACUCUGGCACUACCUGUGAUAUAGGCCCAACACAUAACACGGGAACCACUCCAAAAUAUGCAGGCAACAAUGUGGAAAAUGGAGGCACAAUAAAGUGUGUGAAGGGCACACCUUGUGUCUUUCCAGUGCAUACACAAGUCCCUGAUGGAAGUCAUGUGGCACCAACACUUAAGGCAGGGCCAACCUCUGGUAAUGUGGCUGUGACGGUGGAUCCGAAUCCCAAAUUGGAAACUACAACGGGUGUGCCUGGUCUGUACUCGACGCCAGUUACUCUGACUGCUCCAGACAAAGGACCAAAGAGAGUUUGCUUUAAGCUAACAUCUGCAACAGCUGACUCAGUGUGUUACAACGUAGAUGUCACUGACGGCGGAGUUACAGCUCCAACUCAUAUAGGAUCGGUUUUCACUGUCCCUACACUACCUGAUGGGAGCUCAAUAACAUGUGAAAGUGAAUGUCACGUCCUGGUUCACAGUACAUUGGAUCCAUCUUCUGGUGACUGUAAACAAGUCACACCUACAUCGACUACGGGGACGGCGUUUAAAACAACUCAAGACGGUAGCGACUGUGUCACCGAUGUCCUUUACAAACCAGAUAGUACAAACAAGAAAUUAUGCAUUGAUGCAGGGCCUUCAGGUGAACACAGAUGCUAUGAUGUGAAAAAGUCUCCAUCUACAGAUCCUUGUGCGACUGAAACCUGCAAUAACCAUGGCUCAUGUUUGAAACAACCCACGACAGCAGAGUGCGUAUGUGAGACUGGUUUCACGGGCCCAAAGUGUCAAAACCCAGCAACGACUAUUCCUUGCAGUAAUGGAGGGAAACUCGAAACAGCAACAAGCACCUGCAAUUGUCCCCUAGGAUACUCUGGCACUACCUGUGAUAUAGGCCCAACACAUAACACGGGAACCACUCCAAAAUAUGCAGGCAACAAUGUGGAAAAUGGAGGCACAAUAAAGUGUGUGAAGGGCACACCUUGUGUCUUUCCAGUGCAUACACAAGUCCCUGAUGGAAGUCUUCAGGUACCAACACUUAAGGCAGGACCAACCUCUGGUAAUGUGGCUGUGACGGUGGAUCCGAAUCCCAAAUUGGAAACUACAACGGGUGUGCCUGGUCUGUACUCGACGCCAGUUACUCUGACUGCUCCCGACAAAGGACCAAAGAGAGUUUGCUUCAAGCUAACAUCUGCAACAGCUGACUCAGUGUGUUACAACGUAGAUGUCACUGACGGCGGAGUUACAGCUCCAGUUCCUACAGGAUCGGUUUUCACUGUCCCUACACUACCGGAUGGGAGCUCAAUAACAUGUGAAAGUGAAUGUCACGUCCUGGUUCACAGUACAUUGGAUCCAUCUUCCAGAGACUGUAAACAAGUCACACCUACAUCGACUACGGGAACGGCGUUUAAAACAACUCAAGACGGUAGCGACUGUGUCACCGAUGUCCUUUACAAACCAGAUAGUACAAACAAGAAAUUGUGCAUUGAUGCAGGGCCUUCAGGUGAACACAGAUGCUAUGAUGUGAAAAAGUCUCCAUCUAGAGAUCCUUGUGCGACUGAAACCUGCAAUAACCAUGGCUCAUGUUUCAAAGAACCCACGACAGCAGAGUGCGUAUGUGAGACUGGUUUCACGGGCCCAAAGUGUCAAAACCCAGCAACGACUAUUCCUUGCAGUAAUGGAGGGAAACUCGAAACAGCAACAAGCACCUGCAAUUGUCCCCUAGGAUACUCUGGCACUACCUGUGAUAUAGGCCCAACACAUAACACGGGAACCACUCCAAAAUAUGCAGGCAACAAUGUGGAAAAUGGAGGCACAAUAAAGUGUGUGAAGGGCACACCUUGUGUCUUUCCAGUGCAUACACAAGUCCCUGAUGGAAGUCUUCAGGUACCAACACUUAAGGCAGGACCAACCUCUGGUAAUGUGGCUGUGACGGUGGAUCCGAAUCCCAAAUUGGAAACUACAACGGGUGUGCCUGGUCUGUACUCGACGCCAGUUACUCUGACUGCUCCCGACAAAGGACCAAAGAGAGUUUGCUUCAAGCUAACAUCUGCAACAGCUGACUCAGUGUGUUACAACGUAGAUGUCACUGACGGCGGAGUUACAGCUCCAGUUCCUACAGGAUCGGUUUUCACUGUCCCUACACUACCGGAUGGGAGCUCAAUAACAUGUGAAAGUGAAUGUCACGUCCUGGUUCACAGUACAUUGGAUCCAUCUUCCAGAGACUGUAAACAAGUCACACCUACAUCGACUACGGGAACGGCGUUUAAAACAACUCAAGACGGUAGCGACUGUGUCACCGAUGUCCUUUACAAACCAGAUAGUACAAACAAGAAAUUGUGCAUUGAUGCAGGGCCUUCAGGUGAACACAGAUGCUAUGAGGUGAAAAAUUCUCCAUCUACAGAUCCAUGCGUGACAGAACAGUGCAGCAACCACGGAUCCUGUUUGAAUCAGAACACUGUGCCAGAAUGUGUUUGUGAUACUGGAUACACAGAUGACAAGUGUCAAACAUCUGUUCUCCAAACGCUUGGUAUUGACGACAAAAAGCCUCAUAUACUGGAGCCAACAGUUACGAACGGAUUUGUUAUUAAUUGUGAGAUUGGCAAACCGUGCACAAUACCUGUUGUUGCCAGCGCUGGGAAUACUGGGAGCUCCUUGAAAGCACCUGUCGUGGAUGGACUCAGUAGUGGCACAAUUCCAGUUCCAGACGGAAAGGGUGCAUUUAAAGUAGAUAUUCCUCUUCCAACAUCAACACUACCAGGUGAAACACACCACUGCGUGGAGCUAGAGUCCAGCUCAGGGGUAAAGAGCGAACCGUGGUGUGUUGUUAUAAAGCAUACACCUCCAGGAUCUUCAAGUUCCACAACAGAUGGUUUCUCCAGCCCUACAAUACCAGAUGGUUCAGUGAUCCCGUGCACUGUAGGAACUACUUGCACCCUCCCUGUCACUGCUCGGCCGGGACACAACCUGAAAACACCUAUUGCCACCACAAUACCCUAUAUCGUUGAACCUGGCUUAACUCCUGCAACGGAAACAAAAAUUAAAAUAUCACCAACUGACAAAAACAUCGGCGAUAACAACGUGUGUGUGGAAACCCAAGACGGGUCAUCAAAACGAUGCUACAUAGUCAAGGUUCAGAGUCCAGGUGGCGUAACAGCGACACCUGGGGCUGGAGUGGGCGCAUCUACAUCUGAGCCCGGCACUCUAUCAGGCACUUUAUCUGGACUAGGUGUUGACGCAAGCAAGCCUCAUGUUCUCCGACCGACUUUGACCAGUGGAACAAUAAUACCGUGUCCGACCAGCUGUGACGUUUCCAUUCUCGUGGAACCGGGGACGAACCCACAAGGCGGCGUGGAGGUGGUUCAAACGAGAGGUCCACCAAUAGCAACACCAACAAUAACGCAGACACCAGACGGGAAAUUCAGCAUCAAAGUCCCUAUAAUACCGGAUAGUACUAAACACGUUCUCCAGCCCGUGUGUUUCAAAGUCAGGAAUAAACUGACAUCACUAGAAGGGAACGAAUGGUGUGCAAAUGUUAAUCCGACACCCCACGCUUCAACACCAAAGCCGUCACUUGGUGUGACACCAAAGGAAAUCGUCUCGACUUCACUCCCUGACAACUCCGUCAUCACAUGCACGGUUGACACCACCUGCUCCGUCGACAUGAAAACCACUCCUGGUACUAGAUUUCAGCCAACGACCGGGGCGAUCCCGGCCAGUGUCACAACUGACCCAACGGACCCCGAUCUACACACGUUGUCCGUUACCCCCUCCCAAACAGACAUUGGAGAACAUACAGUGUGUGCAACUACAACCAACAACGACAGAAAAUGUUACACGAUAAAAGUCACUCCCAAUCCAAAUACGUUCGGAAAAGACCCUACGAAGACACAUCAGCCGACCACCACAAAUCUGCCGUGCGGGCCUAAUGAUCAUCCUGAAAUCGUCGGAGCCGCAUCAUCCGUAGAGUGCCCCUCUUCCAAAUGUAGCAUUCACGUUCUGGUCAAACCGCCAUCAUGCGUUACAACAAACCCGAUCUCGGUUAACCCGGUUGGUACAAGUCAGUUUAGCAAUGGUCCGAUCCGCUCUGUGGGGUCAUAUAAAGAUGUUGAGAUUCAGAUUGGACCAUCAGCUCCCGGAUCCCAGAACGUUUGCAUGAAGGCCAGUGCAGGAGUAAGCUUAGUGUCACAAACUAUGUGCAUUAAGGUGGAGACGAAGCUUGACCCCAGUGGCAGCGUAUCUCCACCAGGAGCAAAACCUAAACCAGCCAUACCAACACAUGUCACUUGCACAUUGGGAACGCAGUGUCCGAUUCCAAUUGUUACAGAGCCAGACAGGGUACUACAACAAAGUCCCAGUCUACCUGCCAUGCCGCCUAUACUUAGUGGAAGCCAGUCCAUCCAGCCGGUUCUGUACCACGCCACAGUCCCCGGCCACCAGCAUGUCUGUGUUCAGGCUGAAAGCAUCUCUGACAGUAAUGAUGUUCUAACCAUAUGCAUGGAUGUAGAUGUGGUUGCUCAAACCCCAGAACCGGCCAAGCAAUGUACUGGAGCCACUAAACAGCAAAUGAUCGAGGCAUACCAGUCCGGCAGAAUGACAUGCCAAUGUACGGACCCUGUGACGAUGAAGACCACUACGGUCGUGCGUCCCCGUGUAAGCAACAGCAAGCUGCUCAGUUCGGCAGGUAUCGGGUUCGGCAGCGGUGUAGCAACGCUCGCUGUGGUCGCCCUGGUUUAUCUGACAGUCACCAAACUGAAGAGCAUGCCCUCUUCUGGUGGAACCUCCAGCCGCCACAUGCUCAACUUCGACUACGACAGGAAUUACUGACAUUCCUAGAUGAAGAUUCGAAUCUAUCUAUGUUUUACAGCAUCGUGUGUCUUUUCGUGUGUAUGCCGCCCUGUAUCGAUGUUUAUGAUUUCAUAAAUGUGUGAAAUAAAACCAAAUGCACUAAAUUUACCAGUUUCAAGCCUUGUGUUCUGCGAUAUAUAAUGUGAUAAAGAUUUCUUUAGGGCCUCCGAUCUAAAAUCACAAGUGUAUAAAAUUUCAUUGUUUUGCUUUGUGUUUAUUGCACGUUGUAUUUAUUUCCUCCUGUAUUGAACAUAUAUAUAGAUAUUACGCUUGGUCAACUAUUGUUCAAUAUGAGAACUGAGUCAAUUUUUACAGUUCUAAUAACUGAAUUCGUGUCAGAAACAUUUUCAAAUGUGAUUAUGGGGUUCUUGGUGACCGUCCAUGUUUUAUUAUCCUCGUAUAUCAUUGUGACAACAACACAUCUUAAAUACAAAUAAUGCAUAAUACAAAGAAUGAAUCUGUUUUUAUUGUAAACCUGCACUUUCCAGUUUCAAUCCUUGAUUUUCUGUCAGAAGCGUACAUAAAAUAUAAUAUACUUGAUAACUCAACGUGUUUAUUUUAAAGCAUGACUGUGAUAUGUUAUGAUGAUAUUAAACUAUUCAUUGAGUGAAUAAAGGUUCCACUGCACUGUUA